GCGGGGUCGGCGUGUGUUUACAUCCGGCCGGGGCGCGCUGCCGCCGCCGCCGCCGCCGCCGCCGCCACCUGAGGUCGUUCGGCCGGGGUCUGAGCCGCCCGCAUCAUGGACACCAGCGAUCUCUUCGCCAGCUGCAGGAAGGGGGAUGUGGGCCGAGUGCGGUACCUGCUGGAGCAGCGGGACGUGGAGGUGAAUGUGCGGGACAAGUGGGACAGCACCCCCUUGUACUACGCCUGCCUGUGUGGGCACGAGGAGCUAGUACUCUAUCUUCUGGCCAAUGGAGCCCGCUGUGAGGCCAACACCUUUGAUGGGGAGCGCUGCCUCUAUGGGGCGCUGAGCGACGCCAUCCGCCGGGCCCUGCGCGAUUACAAGCAGGUGACAGCCUCUUGCAGGAGGCGGGAUUACUACGACGACUUCCUGCAGCGGCUUCUGGAACAAGGCAUCCACAGCGACGUGAUUUUUGUGGUGCACGGGAAGCCCUUCCGGGCACACCGCUGCGUCCUGGGUGCACGCAGCACCUACUUUGCCAACAUGCUGGACACCAAAUGGAAGGGCAAGAGUGUCGUGGUCCUCCGACACCCACUGAUCAACCCUGUGGCCUUCGGGGCCCUGCUGCAGUACCUGUACACAGGUCGCCUGGACGUCGGUGUGGAGCAUGUUAGUGACUGCGAGCGCCUGGCCAAGCAGUGCCAGCUGUGGGAUCUGCUCAGUGACCUGGAGGCCAAGUGUGAGAAGGUGUCCGAGUUCGUGGCGUCCAAGCCAGGCACGUGCGUGAAGGUGCUGACCAUUGAGCCCCCCCCAGCAGACCCCCGGCUUCGGGAGGACAUGGCCCUGCUGGCCGACUGUGCCCUGCCCCCUGAGCUCCGCGGUGACCUCGGGGAGCUGCCCUUCCCUUUCCCCGAUGGUUUCAACAGCUGUCCUGACGUCUGCUUCCGGGUGGAAGGUUGCAGCUUUCUCUGCCACAAGGCCUUCUUCUGCGGCCGAAGCGACUACUUCCGGGCCCUGCUGGACGACCACUUCCGAGAGAACGAGGAGCUGGAGGCCUCAGGCGGCCUCCCGGCCAUCACCCUACAUGGCAUCUCGCCUGACAUCUUCACCCAUGUUCUCUACUACAUAUACAGUGACCACACAGAGCUGCCCCCGGAGGCGGCCUACGACGUGCUGAGCGUGGCCGACAUGUACCUGUUGCCAGGCCUGAAGCGGCUGUGUGGCCGCAGCCUGGCCCAGCUGCUGGACGAGGACAGUGUGGUGGGCGUGUGGCGUGUGGCCAAGCUGUUCCGCUUGGCGCGCCUCGAGGACCAGUGCACCGAGUACAUGGCCAAGGUCAUCGAGAAGCUGGUGGAGCGGGAGGACUUCGUGGAGGCCGUGCGGGAGGAGGCGGCGGCCGUGGCCGCCCGGCAGGAGACGGACUCCAUCCCGCUGGUGGACGACAUCCGCUUCCACGUGGCCAGCACGGUGCAGACCUACAGCGCCAUCGAGGAGGCACAGCAGCGGCUGCGGGCGCUUGAGGACUUGCUGGUGUCCAUCGGCCUGGACUGCUGACUGCCGGCUGGCGAGGGCCCCCUGUGGCGGCACGUGUGGGCGCACAUGCACGUGCAGCUCUUUCUGUUUCUUGGCCCCUCGGGGGCACGGCGGGGGCAGAGGGGGCUCGGUGGGGUGCCCCUCCCCCCACAGGUCUGGGGGCCCCAGAGGAGAGUCAGGAUGAGCCCCUUCCCCCAACACGAGCCAGCCCCCAAGGCCCUGGGGCUGGGCGCCACUCAGGGAAACCUGGGGUCGGGGUCUCUUAGGGCCUCCCUUCCCCAGACCUCCUCCCUCCCCCCUCUGUUCCGGCCGUGGCGUGUUUGCUUCCAGGCCAAGCCCAGCAAGCCGGCUUCUGCCUGGCGUGGAGUUGGCCCAGAGGAAGCAGGAGAGUCUGUGUGUGGCAAUAAAGCUUGAAUUCACCGUGGG
Molecule: messenger RNA, 1947 nt
Organism: Puma concolor (puma)
Lineage: Eukaryota; Metazoa; Chordata; Mammalia; Carnivora; Felidae
Gene: ABTB1
Product: ankyrin repeat and BTB domain containing 1
Cellular component (GO): cytoplasm; ubiquitin ligase complex
Molecular function (GO): protein binding
Source: RefSeq, a predicted model, not a curated record